Molecule: messenger RNA, 1341 nt
Organism: Felis catus (domestic cat)
Lineage: Eukaryota; Metazoa; Chordata; Mammalia; Carnivora; Felidae
Gene: TEX12
Product: testis expressed 12
Exons: 5
Coding region: 345-716 (123 amino acids)
Biological process (GO): synaptonemal complex assembly
Cellular component (GO): central element
Source: RefSeq, a predicted model, not a curated record
CCACAUGAGAGCACUCAUGAGACUAACUUCCAAGUACAUGGGCCACGUAUGUUACAAAAUUUUUUGAAAUCAUAUUUCAAAAUAUUGACUAAACCUACUAGCAUAUCAAGAAAGCAAUCUUCCAAAAGGGUGUGAUUCUGAAAGUGUGGUUGCACCAAAGAAAAGGAAGCGAAGGAACGGAGGGUCUGGGUCUGGAAGUUUCGCUCGAGAGCCAGCGGGAAUUCAGCUUCAAACCCCUCCUUCAAACGUGCCACCUGGGACAGGAUGUAACUUUUACUUGAAAAGUAGUGUCAGGGGUCCCAUGUUCCUUUACUGAGAUUCCAAGCAGCCCUUGCCUCCAGAAUAUGAUGGCGAGUCAAGUUGUAAAACCUGAUACUAGAAAUUGCAAGAGACCAAGAGAGCUGGAGCCUCAAAUGCCAGAUAGUCCACAUCUGUCCUCUCUUGGAAAAUCAGAUUCCUCUUUGUCUGAAAGCUCUGGACUAUUUUAUAAAGAUGAAUCCCUGGAGAAAGAUUUGAAUGACAUGAGCAAAGAAAUUAAUCUAAUGUUGUCUGCAUAUGCAAAGAUCUUAAGUGAGAGAGCAGCAGUAGAUGCAUCUUAUAUUGACGAGAUAGAUGGACUCUUCAAAGAAGCCAAUACUAUUGAAAACUUUCUAAUACAAAAAAGAGAGCUCCUGAGACAGAGAUUUACAGUGAUUGCAAACACACUGCACAGAUAAAAUUUGUACUUAAAAUAAGCUGAGAAUUUAAGCCCAUUAUUGUUGUAUUAAGAGAAUGACAUUUAUGCUCUGACACCUCUCUAGUUAUUAAAGAAACUGUGUACCUUAAACAUAGAAGGGAAAACUGCUUGAAUUUCUUUUCUAGAUUUAAAAGGGGCUUUAUGCUGGACAAUAAUAUGAAGUAUGUACCUUUUUUUUUUGAGGCUUAAAUAUUUGGCAUAUUUCAUAAAAGUGUAAAUUAUUUAAAUUAUAUGUAGGUUCUUUUUUUUUUCCUUAAACCUCCUAGCAUUUCUUAAAUUUCUAAAAGAGGACUCAAUGAGUUAAUUGGGUAAUAUGUAACAAUAUUGCACUUUUUCUUUGCAGUACUCUAAGUAGCAGAUAGGUAGCUAUGGAGAUAGUUUUAAAAUUUUUUUCAUGGUCAACUUCAUAAAAAAAACGAAACCUAAAGAUAAUUUGUCCAGUGUCACAAUAUGUAGUAAGAUAUAGCUAAGCUAUUGCUAUUUAAUGUUACCAUUUGAUUAUUUUCUCUAUUAGUUACAAUAUAUGGCUAAUAAAAAUUCUUGGUUUAAAAUUAUUUUCUUGUGGUAAAAGUGAUAAAAUAAAAACCAGAAAUUACUAAUCAGAA